AAUACAAAUUCGGAAAUGAUAGUUACUUCAAAUGUGGAAAAUUACGCUUUAAAUGGAACCGUUGAGAUUACUACAGUAUUGUCAGCCCUAUUUGGUGUGAUAGCGUUAAUGCUAUUAUUUUUCCUAUAUGUAAAUCGUAAAUGGUGCUUUCAUACCCGACGAGGACUACAUUGUUGUGAUGAAAAACAUUUGGCCUCAAAAUGUGUACAAAAGUUAUCGCGAAAACGACGUUAUGAUAAUACCAGUUCGGAUUCAGAAGAGGACAUUUUAAGGAGAUUGCGCUUACAACAGGCUCGCGUAGCUUCAAAUAAUGGCCAUGGAUCGUAUACAAACUAUGGCAUUAAUCAGUUAAAUCCAUUAUCGCAAAAUUUUAACUAUUUUAACAGUGACCUGCAACGUGUAACAGUAGCACCACGUGAUUCCUCCAGAGAUCCGUUAGCUAUAGCAGAGCGGGGUAAGGUAGGCGUGCCUUCGUCACAUAGUGAGUGUAGUUCUAAUGAUUCGGUAGAAGCUUCGAUUGACAGCCAUACGGGUAUAUUAACGGGUGAAAAGAAAGAACGACAUCCAUCUAUUAGCAAAACUUCCGAUAUUUCAAAUAGUGCUUCUAUAAAAGAAUCUCGUAUAGAGGUAAAUACGGAUACAACUAAAACGACUAAAUAUCAAAAGGUUAAUAACUCAGCAAAUAGUAUAACCACACCUCCACGUCAAGAUAGUUUAGAAGAUGUACCCAAUAUUCUGUGUAAUAAUAACAAUGAAGAUGAACCCUUAUUUGAUACUAGCGACUUAAGAUCCAUUAAAUCCGAUGAUAUUUCUAUGCAAACUCAAUGCUAUGGUAAAUCCGGCAGUGUUGAAAUAUCUCUUCUUUACGAUGCCCCCAUGCGUAAGAUGACAGUUCAUGUCUUGCAAGCACGUGGUUUACCCACGUUGGGUAACGGUCAGCAAACGCAUACUCAAGUACGUCUUCUAAUGCUGCCGAAUAAGAAACAAAAACACAAGACCAAAAUACGUUCAGGAGAAAAUCCUCAAUAUAUGGAGAGUUUUCUACUGCAUCGUGUUACGCCGGAGGAAGUUAACAAUAUGGGUUUACGUGUGCGACUGUACGGUUGCGAACGUUUACGCAAAGAACGACUGAUUGGCGAGGCUUAUGUAAGCUUUGCUACCAUAGAUUUAGAAUUGGAAACAAAUCUAUGGCUGCCAUUGGAGCCAAGAAAUACAUCAUCGAUUUUGGGAUCAUCUAGUGAUCUAUUAAGUUUAGCUCGUUCCGAUAGUGCCGGCUCGACCACUUCAAUGCAACAUGGAGGUGUACCCGAGCUACUUUUAGGUUUAGGAUAUAACGGUACCACUGGACGUUUAACAGUUGAAAUUGUGAAAGGCAGUCAUUUUCGUAGUUUAAAUUUAAACAAGGCACCGGAUACAUAUGUUAAGUUAUGUUUAGUUAGUAGUAUAGGACAAGAGAUCUCGAGAGCAAAAACCUCAACGAGACGUGGUCAACCAAAUCCUCUGUUUAAAGAGACAUUUGUAUUUCAGGUGGCCUUGUUUCAACUUAAUGAUGUUACGUUAAUGGUUUCCGUUUACGCAAAGCGUAAUAUGAAGAAAAAUGAAAUGGUCGGUUGGUUUAGUCUGGGCCUAAACUCAUCUGGACCAGAAGAAGUGGCGCAUUGGGUGGAUAUGCGUGAUAUGGCUAAGGGGGAACUUUUGGCACGUUGGCAUGUCUUGGUGGAUUCCUGAUUCGAACAGUUGGGCCAAUCUUCACGUCGUGGCAGUGGUCUAGGCCUAUUGGUCUCCUUUGCCACAACAAAAGAUAAGUCCAAACUGAAAAAAUCCAAAGUCGACGACAUGGAGGAAGAAGAAUGCGGCACAGCAACAAAGGCUGAUGUGGUUGCUGUUGAUAUAGAGACUGGUCUUGAAUUAGAUUUUGUGUAAAAAGAACAAUAAAA
Molecule: messenger RNA, 1937 nt
Organism: Calliphora vicina (urban bluebottle blowfly)
Lineage: Eukaryota; Metazoa; Arthropoda; Insecta; Diptera; Calliphoridae
Gene: Syt14
Product: Synaptotagmin 14
Exons: 7
Coding region: 16-1728 (570 amino acids)
Molecular function (GO): phospholipid binding
Source: RefSeq, a predicted model, not a curated record